This is a messenger RNA of Eufriesea mexicana, 2005 nucleotides long. Its product is annotated as arrestin domain-containing protein 3. The coding region runs from base 496 to 1764 and encodes 422 amino acids. The transcript has 8 exons. NCBI's taxonomy places the organism in Eukaryota, Metazoa, Arthropoda, Insecta, Hymenoptera, Apidae. Gene Ontology annotation, biological process: protein transport. The record is from RefSeq and is a predicted model, not a curated record. Gene Ontology annotation, cellular component: cytoplasm.
UUCUCGAGAACUAAACGCUGUUUAUCUUAUCUAUAACAAAAUAUGUACCUUCGACACGAUACUCGAGGACACAUAAACGAAGAGUUAAACCGCAACGCGACCUUCGCUACUUUGUUGGAAAUAGCUCCCUUAUGAUGUAUUCCUUUGCGAUAAACUGCAUCGUCUCGUUCCUUUUGGAAUUAACGUCUAAAGUGGCACAGCGAUGGUGCACAACUCGCGAGUACUUUAAUCGCAUUGCCAACAAAGACGCCAUUGUCGUAAUGCUGCGCUCGGUGUCAGAUGAUACGCGUGUGCCAACAGUCGCACGAAUGAGCGGUCUUGUGCGUCUCAAAUCCUCAUCCAACCUGAUCACGUUGCGUCGAUCCGGGGAAUUUCGUAAAACUCGUGUUUUCGACCGUCGCACGAUUUUCUGGUCGAUUUGACGAACAAUAGCGAACACGUGACAUUAGGCGUGCGCGUAGAAAUAAAUCAUGGGACGAGAAUACCAACUGAUCCAUGGUCGUCGUUUUUCGAUCGAAGACGUCAGCGUACAAACAUGGCGGCACUCGGAAUAACUCUUCCAGACUAUACUUCAGUGCGAGAGGAGGAGCUAAUGUGUGUUGGAGUCAAUCGCAAAGUAGGAAAGAUGCUAACGGCCAAGUCAGAACCGUUCAUUCAAACUUUACCAAUUCGGAGGAAUACCUACAUCUGCAGUACAACAUAGCCGUGCAACAGUGCACUGGCAGAGAAAGACCGGACUCACUGGUCAGAAUCACGUCUGGUUACCACGAGUAUCCAUUUACCUUCCAGCUACCCCAUAGCAUUCCGAGCAGCUUCGAACACUACUAUGGACACAUAAGAUACACGGUGAAGGCCAUGAUGGAUAGGCCAUGGAAGUUUAAUCACGAAUGUAAAACAGCGUUUACCGUUAUUUCACCUUUAGACUUGAACGAGUAUCGUGCAAGAUGCUUGGGAAUCCAAGACGAAGUGGUGGAAAAUUUCUGCUGCCUUUGCGUGAUCAAUCAAGGUUCGAUAAGGGCGGAAAUCACAAUGCCUUUCACCGGAUAUGUUCCAGGACAGUCAAUAAACACGAUACUAGACUAUAAGAAUUCAUCGAGUAGCGUAGAGAUUUCAAAGGUCACUACCAAACUAGCGAAAAAAAUCGACUUUUACGCGAACUCGCCGUACAGCAAAACGCAAACUAGUAACGCUGUACUAAAGUCCACGAGCGACUCGGGACCGUUCUCGGCCCGUGGCCGAGUUGUAUCGAAUAUUCUGGUACCACCUAUACCACCGUCUCACCUCAAAUAUUGCAGCAUAAUAAACCUGGAGUACCAAGUGAUCGUCACUGUCCACGUCUCGGGACCGCACUGUAAAAUCGAGAAGAGUUACCCUCUUCUCAUCGGUACGGUACCACUUUAUUGUCCUCCUUCUGCACCACCUAUGGAGGAUGCGAACGUCGUGCCUGUCCCGUCGGUCGUGAGACAAAACACGCCAGUGAUAAUAACGGUACCGUUGCCGAUGACGGUGUCACCGGAGCAAUUUAACGCACCGUAUCCUCAAACAGGAGCCCAGAAUCGACACAUGGGCUUCGUUCAUCCGGACCAGCCCAGCACCUCUGCCGUCAACCUAGAAAUACCACCGCCAUCUUACGAAGAAUGCAUGUCUGGAACUGAGCAUAUCAAGGAAUCCAAUGAUUCGAGUUACGUGUUCGGUGCGAACAGACCUUUCGCACCCAGGUAUCCUGUGUUCAACUACCCGACACAGAAUAUACGCAACGAAUGAACGAGAAGUUGCAGGACGAUGGUGAAUCAUUCGUGUGCAACUGAAAAUGAGAUUUACCAGCUGACAAUCUACCUCGACUCUUCGCUAGACUCUUCUAUUUUGUACAAGUUAUCGAACUAUUUUUAUACGUGUGUGUAUGUAUGUUACUAUUUUUCCUACUACGUGUAGUUGUGCGUGUACAUUUGUAAACGAGUAAAUAUGUCUUUGUACGUGAAACGAAAGGAACGCUUUCUGUCUUAUC